Molecule: messenger RNA, 1078 nt
Organism: Colossoma macropomum (tambaqui)
Lineage: Eukaryota; Metazoa; Chordata; Actinopteri; Characiformes; Serrasalmidae
Exons: 4
Coding region: 86-1033 (315 amino acids)
Biological process (GO): response to bacterium
Source: RefSeq, a predicted model, not a curated record
GCAUGCGUCUCAAAUGACUACUUCCUACAAAAACUGUAAGUGACGUCUUAUAAAACUAUACAUAUGUAUAAUAUUAAAUAUAUAAAUGAAUUCUAAUGCUAAUGCUUUUUAUAUUUUUCCUCAGGAGCCACAUUACUUGAAGAGUUUGGCAAUGAUUGGAUUUUAUGUAACAGUUCUGCUCUUAACAGCAUUAGGCAGCACAUCAAAGGUAGACAUUUCCUGUCUAAAUGGACUGAAGGUCAUUCAGGUCGGGGAAAAUAUUAGUCUGAAUUGUUCUACUUCAUAUUCUUAUGUGACAGCGAUUGUCUGGUUCAAACAAACUCCAGGAGAAAAGGCUCUUCUUAUUGCUUCUGCUUUUAGUUCUACUCCACAAUAUCACAAUGAUUUUGACAAGAGCGGCCGCUUUACUGCAGUGAGAGGAAAAAGCAGUUUUACUCUGAAUAUCUCAAAUGCAGAACCAUCUGAUUCAGCUACAUAUUACUGUUCUCUUACAUUAUAUGCAGAUGUUGCAUUAUUAGGCUGCACAGUUUUAGUCCUCAAAGGUUCAUCUUCAAGUCUCUCUGCUGUUCUCCAGCCUCCUGUAUCAGAUCCUGUUGAAUUGGGAGGAGAUACAACUUUGCAGUGUUCAAUACUCACAGAUACGUCUGCAGGAGAACGCAGUGUGUACUGGUUCAGACAUGGAUCAGGAGAAUCUCAUCCAGGAAUCAUUUACACUCAUGGAAACAGGAGUGAUGAGUGUAAGAAAAGCUCUGAGACUGAUUCUCCUACACAGAGCUGUGUCUACAAACUCCCCAAGAGAAACCUCAGCCUCUCUGAUGCUGGAACUUACUACUGUGCUGUGCUCAUGUGUGGAGAGAUCAUCUUUGGGAAUGGAACUAAACUGGACGUCGUAGAGAAAGGUGUGUUGGACCCAACUCUUCUGGUUUUAGCAGUGUCAAACAUCAUAACCACAGCUGUGGUUUUAUUUCUGUGCAGAAAAUUAUACAACCACCAUCAUAAAGGUAGGAUUUACACAUAUGAGACUGAGAUAUGAUUGUUUAAUGGUUUGCUAGUUUUUGUAAUAAUAAUGUAAUAUGUU